ACCGGUACCUUUCGAGUUUACUGAGACUGGAGUCCGUUUAAUGAAUGUCACUCAUCAAACACAUACUAUUAAAACAUAAAUGGCCUUGACAAUUUGUAAUAGACCUACUGUGUUCAAUAGGUUCAGUAGGACGACGCGGAUGAAGAAAAAUAGGAAUUGCACUUGGAGUAUCUUUCGAAAUUUACAUCAAAAUCAGCGAAAGGUUUUUCCAGGUACACCACUUGGUGGCAGCCAUGGCCAGAGAAGUGAUCCAAACGUUGAUGGUUUACUGUACGAACAGCACACUCCCACUACUCCAUUACAGAAGGUGCUACUGACGGCAGGCUCUGCGUUCAUGUCUCUAUAUGACCCGUACAGACAUGAUAUGGUAGCUGUUUUAGGAGAAACCACUGGUUCUGUAGCCCUGCCUAGACUUCUAAGACUCAUGCAAGAAGAUGAAGUAGGGAGACAAAUACUCGAGGAGAGGCCGCGAAUCAACAGUGAUACAGUGGAUAUGAACUAUCUUGCUCAGCUGCCUGACCAGACCUUUGGGAAGAUAUAUCACGACUUCAUGACAAAAAAUAAAAUAUCGGCCGACACCAGAGACCCUGUACGCUUUGUGGACGACCCAGACUGGGCCUACGUCCUCCAGAGGUAUAGAGAGGUGCAUGAUUUCUACCAUACACUCCUAGACAUGCCUACCAACUACAUGGGGGAGGUCGUCAUCAAAUGGUUUGAAGUUAUCCAGACCAGACUACCCAUGUGUGCCUUGGGCGCCAUUUUUGGACCGGUCCGGUUAUCAGCCAGUGAUCGCAAAGACCUCAUCCAGUAUUACAUCCCCAAAGUGUUCAAGAUGGCUCCCCAGUCCAAGCUGCUUCUCAACAUCUAUUUUGAGAGACAUUGGGAGACACCCAUUGAGGAGCUCCGAGACGAGAUGAGAAUUUCCCCUCUUCGGAAAUCAUGAAGUCAAAAGUUCAUGUCAAAAGUUCUGCACUGUGGUUUCUUAAACCACAGUCUAAAUUUGUGCUUAAAUUAUGGGGAGCCAAAGAAGAAAAAAAACGGUAUAUUUCAUACAUUUACUGGGGAGCAUUUCAUGGAACGAUAAGUGAUUUUUGCAGACUAUUUGUUUUAAGCUACUGAAAUCCUUACAUCUUAUUGGUUCAGAGCAAAUGAGUCAGUGAAAAUCAGUUAUAAAACUCUUUGGCCAUAUUCUAAAGUCAGGUUUAACUUUGUAAAAUCAUGAAAUCUUAGCUCAAAAUCGAUAAUUCUGAUGAUCACUAGCACAGAAAAGCAUGUGGGACAGUGUAUCAAUAUUGCUUCGAAAAAUACCCGACAUUUGAUGGAAUUCCGUGCUUAUCUUGAUCAUUUCUCAGCAAUAAUGCAUUUUCUUCCAGAGCUAUCUGGCACAUAUUUUUUUAUUCAUACAUACAAACACUUUAGAGGUAAUUUCAUUGGAUUCUGUUCGAACUCACUUUGAGAUAGUUACCACAACUGGUAUUUAUCUUAAACUAAUUUUUUUUAAACUUUUGCUCUCGAAUUAUGGUGUAUUCUAGAGGAAUUUCAUUUACGAAAUGAAGAAAAAGCUUGAGAAGGUUCAAGAAUUUUAUUAAGAUUUCACUAAGUAAUGAAAACAUUAACUUUGCGUGUAAUUUUGAAUAACUGUGCUGACGUGUGUCAGAGAUUUUGAGAAAAUAUUUACUUGUCCAGUUUCCUUUAAGCAAGAUUUGCUUCUUAUCAUUUACUAUAUCGUCAUCUGCAAUAUGUAUAAAUAUACUUGUAUAUAGAUCUAGAUUGUUUAAUAAAUAUCUAUAUAUCUGAAAAAAAAACCAACAUACUGGUAUACAAUGUGCAAUACUUUCUUGAGGCCCUUGUUCUGAAUUCUGGGUCAAUAAAAGUCAUGGACUAAGCCUAGCUUUUUAAAACGCCAUGAAAGAGAAAUUUCUCUCGAUUUUUUUAUUUCCCAAACCCCCUCUCUCUUCUUCACUCUUUCUUAUUCAUUUCACUUCAAUAGGUAGAUUUUGCAACCACUAUGCAGACGCUUUCUGGAACGUAGAGAAUCUAUUGUCAAAAGCCCUUCAUGACAAAAGCAUUCUUGGUCGAAAUGUGAAACAAAACAGCAAUUUUGUCUGCAACUCUGGAUAUACGACAUAUUUGCAGCUUUUUGUCAGAUCUGAAUCUUAAAGACGAUCUGCUGUUAUGGUUCACCAAUUUUCGACAGACCUCUCAGCUGUUCAUUGCAUUGAAUGCAUUUACUCUGUUUUAGAAUCUGUUCCCGUUGCAGUUGCAAAAAAUUCUUGUUAUUUUCUCGCCUGUCAAAAGAAAGCUACUGUGAAAUGCAAUAUGCAUGUCUUCACACAAAUUCUUGUUUUUAAUCAGUCUGCACUGGCGGAUCCAGGGGGCACAGCUGGCCUGUGCCCCCCCCCCCUUUGAGAGGUACAAUUAGAAUUUGUUAUGUAAAAAACAGAAGUGUGCCCCCCCCCCCCCCUUUCGAAAGUGAAGACCUUUUUUUUUUUCUUGUCAAAACUUUUCGUUCGCGAAAUCUCCUUUAUUUUUGGUUGAAACCUUGAUUUAUUUUGGGUAAAAUUUUUCCUUGGAAAAUGUGCCCCCCUUUCGAAAAAUCCUCGAUCCGCCGCUGUGUCCAUGCUUACAUUACAAAGAUAAUCAUCCAAGAAUAUAAUUUGGAAAUGCCUGAAGCUUCCAUCCAUGAAAUUCAGACAUAUUUUCUCUUCUAGUCUUUCAUUCACCCCGCCCCCCUUCCAGUCCCCCUCUCUCUUUAACACUUAUUUACUUGAUUUCUCACAUUUGAAAUGAGAGCUAAAGUGAACAAUAUGUUUGUCUUCACACUUAUUCUCUUUAUUAUUCUGUCCGUGCAUACAACGAUUAUCAUUAAAUAAUCUAGAAUGUUAUUAGG
Messenger RNA from Lytechinus pictus (painted urchin), 2890 nucleotides. Its product is annotated as ubiquinone biosynthesis protein COQ4 homolog, mitochondrial-like. Gene Ontology annotation, biological process: ubiquinone biosynthetic process. Lineage: Eukaryota; Metazoa; Echinodermata; Echinoidea; Temnopleuroida; Toxopneustidae. The record is from RefSeq and is a predicted model, not a curated record. Gene Ontology annotation, cellular component: mitochondrion; mitochondrial inner membrane. Bases 80 to 943 code for a protein of 287 amino acids. The transcript is spliced from 6 exons.